AUGAUAGUAGAGAUUGAACAAACAACAAAAUCAGGUUAUUAUUAUAAAAAUGAAGAUAUGAAGGACUUUCUCUUCAAUUUUGAAAUAUAUGUGAAGUCAAAGCAGUAUAAUGAUGAUUGUAAAAAAAAGGUCAUAGGAUUACAUGUUUCUGAUAAAGUAAAGGUUUGGGUGCAUAAAUUAAUGAAAGCUGCAUCUACUUGA
Cetraspora pellucida is the source of this 201-nucleotide messenger RNA. The record is from the annotation of a GenBank genome assembly. NCBI's taxonomy places the organism in Eukaryota, Fungi, Glomeromycota, Glomeromycetes, Diversisporales, Gigasporaceae.